AAACAUUUUUGCUGACUGAUGUUUUUCAGGAAUAAAAGUCAUUCAGUAAGAUGUUCCAGCUUAGACAAUAUCUUAUUUUCCUUCUUGUUGGAGCAGUGAAGUCACAAGUCAACCCAGGUGUAUGUAGAUACCCACUGGGGAUGACUGGAGGCCAAAUUCUGGAUGAAGACAUCUCUGCUUCCAGUCAAUGGUCAGAAUCUACUGCAGCUAGAUAUGGCAGAUUGGAUUUUGACGAUGGAGAUGGAGAUGGGGCGUGGUGUCCAGACCACAUGGCUGAACCGGACAGUCUAAAGCAAUUCCUCCAGAUAGACCUUCGCACUCUCCAUUUUCUCACUCUUCUUGGCACACAGGGACGGCAUGCAGAUGGAGUGGGCAAUGAGUUUGCCCAGCGCUACAAGAUUAAGUAUAGCCGUGAUGGCAGCCGCUGGGUCUCCUGGCGCGACCGACAGGGUCGACAGAUCAUUGAGGGGAACAAGAAUGCAUAUGACGUCGUGCUGAAGGACCUGGAGCCUCCCAUUAUUGCUCGUUUUGUGCGUUUCAUGCCUGUGACGGACCCCUCUAUGAUUGUGUGCAUGAGGGUGGAGCUCUACGGCUGUGAAUGGCUAGAUGGUCUUGUGUCCUACAGUGCCCCUGCUGGCCAACAGAUGACACUGAAAGCCCAAAAAUUCUACUUAAAUGACACUGUGUAUGAUGGAGCCAUUAGUUACAGCAUGACAGAAGGUCUUGGGCAGCUCACUGAUGGAAGUUGGGGUCUGGAUGACUUCACUAAAAGUCAGGUGUAUAAUGUCUGGCCUGGCUAUGACUAUGUGGGCUGGACCAAUGCUAGCUUUCCUGGUGGCUCAGUGGAGAUGACAUUUGAGUUUGACCGUGUCAGAAACUUCACUUCAAUGAAGGUCCACUGCAACAACAUGUACACAUUAGGCGUAAGAAUAUUCCGCCAGGCCGUUUGCUACUUUCGUUCAGAGUCAGACUGGGAGCCCAAUUCUGUGUCAUUCAAACCAAAAGCAGACAACAUCAGUCCAAGUGCUCGGUUUGUCACUGUUUCCCUUGGCAACCACAUGGCCAGCGCAAUUAGGUGCCGUUUUGCAUUCAAUGAUGUCUGGAUGAUGUUCAGUGAAAUUGCUUUCCAGUCAGACAAAGCAGAGUACAACACCUCUCUUGUUCCUCGUAAACGAAACCAAACUCCAGGGGAUGACCCCACCCAUAAAAUCGAUGACAGCAACACAAGGAUCCUGGUAGGCUGUUUGGUGGCUAUUAUUGUUAUUCUGUUGGCCAUCAUAAUAAUCAUACUAUGGCGACAAGUCUGGCAAAAGAUGCUUGAGAAGGCCUCCAGGCGGAUGUUGGACGAUGAACUGACCACCCGUUUGUCAGUUCAGAGAGAGGCUUUCAGCCAACGUCACUCCUCUCUUUCCAGCGACAUUGAAUCAAACUCCACGUACGAGCGGAUUUUCCCCAUGGGGUCUGACUAUCUGGAGCCAUCCCAGCUUUUACGGAAACUACCAGAAUUUCAGGCUACAGAAAACCUUGCAAUGAUCGAUGACCCUUCAGAACCCUCUACAGCCCACUCUACAGAUGAGGUCCCACACUACGCAGAGGCAGACAUAGUGAGCCAGGAUGAAGCCGGCGGUGCCCACAGUUACUGUGUCACUGUGGUCAACAUGCCAUUGUCUCCUGGAAGGGAUGGAGCUCUGGAAGAAUUUCCAAGAGAGAGACUGACUUUCAAAGAGAAACUUGGAGAAGGGCAGUUUGGAGAGGUUCAUCUGUGUGAGGCUGAGGCUAUGCAGGAAUUUAUGAAGGACGACUGUAGUGACAUCAACGAUGAACCAAUGCUCGUAGCAGUCAAGACCCUAAGAGAGGACGCAAACAAAAAUGCAAGAAAUGACUUCUUGAAAGAGAUCAGGAUCAUGUCACGAUUGAGAGACCCAAACAUCAUCCGUCUGCUGGCGGUGUGCGUUGAGAGUGACCCACUGUGCAUGAUAACAGAGUACAUGGAGAACGGAGAUCUUAACCAGUUCCUGUCCCGCCAUGAGCAGCAGGACGAGGGAGUUCCAGUUGCUGGCACAGCUACCAUCAGCUACUGUAUCCUGAUCAACAUGGCCUCUCAGAUUGCCUCUGGAAUGAAGUAUCUGUCAUCCUUGAAUUUUGUUCACCGUGAUCUUGCCACUCGCAACUGUUUAGUAGGCUCAAAUAAUACCAUCAAGAUUGCGGACUUUGGCAUGAGCAGAAAUCUGUAUCGUGGAGAUUACUAUCGCAUCCAGGGACGAGCUGUGUUGCCCAUCCGCUGGAUGUCCUGGGAGAGUAUCCUACUGGGUAAGUUCACCAUGGCCAGUGAUGUCUGGGCAUUCGGUGUAACUUUAUGGGAGAUUGUAACUCUGUGCAAAGAGCAGCCAUAUGCUCAGUUCACAGAUGAACAGGUGAUCGAAAACACGGGCGAGUUCUUUAGAGACCAAAGCAAGCAGGUAUAUCUGCUGAAGCCUGCCUGCUGUCCUGAUUCAGUCUACAGCCUCAUGCUCAGCUGCUGGAAGAGAAACGCCAAAGAAAGACCCACCUUCCUGGAGAUCCACAGCACACUGAUGGAAUACCAAGUUUAAUUCCCAUGGUGGUUUUCACAGAAAUGCGACAUUGUUUCCUCCACACAUUCAGCCCUUCCAGUGGUUCAACCCUUCUGAAUCAGCCCAGCUCAGAGAUGUGCUGGCACCUGUCUAAAUAUAAUAACAACAUCCUGAUUUUUCAGUAUAGGCUACAUUAAUGUGAAAUCACAAAUUUGACUUUUCUGCAAAUAUAUCUCGCUCAUGUUAUCUAUAUUCAGUAGUGUUCUGGGAAAUUAUAAAUGACCAGAAUAUUUUGUAAUUGUUUCAGUAAAUAUAUACAUAUAUUAUGUUUUUGUUUGAUCUCCUUAUCUCUGGAGAUAUUAAUGCUUUUUUUUUU
Myxocyprinus asiaticus (Chinese sucker) is the source of this 2928-nucleotide messenger RNA. RefSeq names its product discoidin domain receptor tyrosine kinase 2b (gene ddr2b). The transcript has 16 exons. Bases 51 to 2591 code for a protein of 846 amino acids. Lineage: Eukaryota; Metazoa; Chordata; Actinopteri; Cypriniformes; Catostomidae. The record is from RefSeq and is a predicted model, not a curated record. Gene Ontology annotation, molecular function: ATP binding; collagen binding; protein tyrosine kinase collagen receptor activity. Gene Ontology annotation, biological process: multicellular organism development; cell surface receptor protein tyrosine kinase signaling pathway; positive regulation of kinase activity. Gene Ontology annotation, cellular component: membrane; signaling receptor complex.